Messenger RNA from Hemiscyllium ocellatum (epaulette shark), 2825 nucleotides. Its product is annotated as carboxyl-terminal PDZ ligand of neuronal nitric oxide synthase protein. The record is from RefSeq and is a predicted model, not a curated record. Gene Ontology annotation, molecular function: nitric-oxide synthase binding. Bases 628 to 2058 code for a protein of 476 amino acids. Lineage: Eukaryota; Metazoa; Chordata; Chondrichthyes; Orectolobiformes; Hemiscylliidae. The transcript has 11 exons.
GAUCCUGUAUUCUGAGAAAUUUAAGUUACUAAUCCUAUGUCACGGGAGAGUUCUCACUGACUGUGUAUUCUGGGAGAAUUCUGUCUGUGUUACAGGAGAUUUCCCUGCCUCAGCCACUCAACCUGUGCUCAGGGAGAUUUUUCUGUUUCUGACCCCGCGUAACAGAUUUCUCUCCGACCCUACAUUCUGGGAGAAUUCUCUGUCUCUGACCCUGUAUUUACGGGAGGUUUUUGUCUCUAUGUUCUGGGAGGUCUCUGUCUCUGACUAUGUGAGCUGGGAUGUUUCUCUGACUCUUGUGUUCUGUGAGAAUUCUCUGUCUCUGACCCUGUAUUACGGGAGAUCUCUCUGUCUCUGACCCUGUGAGCUGGCGGAAUUCCCUGUUUCGGUCUCUGACCCUGUAUUACGGGAGAUCUCUCUGACUCUGUGUUCUGGGAGGUUUCUCUGUCUCUGACCCUGUGAGCUGGGAGAAUUCCCUGUUUCGGUUUCUGACCCAGUGUUACGGGAGAUUUCUCGCUGACCGUGUGCCCUCUGGAAACCUCUGUUUUGCUCCGGGUGCUAUGCACCAAUUGGACCUGACUCUGCUGCCGCCGCCACCAACACUUUGUGACUGCAGGGACAGUUUUGGAAAUGCCGGUCCGGAACAGGUACAACUUGGUGGACGAUGUGGCUGACUCCAGGACCCCCCUUUAUAACGAAGAGGCUUUCGAGCACGGCAUUCAUUUCCAGGCCAAGUAUGUCGGGAGUUUGGAUGUACAAAGGCCGAACAGUCGCGUGGAGAUAGUGGCGGCCAUGCGAAGGAUACGGUAUGAAUUUAAAGCCAAGAACAUUAAGAAGAAAAAGGUGAGCAUCUUGGUGUCUGUGGAUGGAGUGAAGGUCAUUCUGAGGAAAAAGCAAAAGAGAAAGGAGUGGACAUGGGAUGCAAAUAAAAUGUUAGUGAUGCAUGACCCUAUUUACAGAAUAUUCUACGUAUCACAUGAUUCCCAGGAUUUAAAGAUAUUCAGCUAUAUUGCUAGGGAUGGCAUCAGCAAUACUUUUCGAUGCAAUGUAUUUAAAUCGAAGAAAAAGAGCCAAGCAAUGCGAAUUGUUCGUACAGUGGGGCAGGCAUUUGAGGUCUGUCAUAAACUGAGUUUGCAACAUGCUAAAGAAAAUGCAGAUGGGCAGGCGGAUGGUGCAAGUGACAAAGCAACAGAAGAACAAUACACUGGAGGUCUCCACUUCCCUGGAGUAAAGCAGAAUGGGGCUAUGGGCAAGGAGAUGGAAUCCCACAACUCCAGUGAGUUGCCAUGUGACAGGAUUGAACUAGAAAUCAUUAAUGCGGCACAAACUCUUAAAGAGAGAAAAUAUCAGGAUCCUGAGAAUGGAACUCCUUUUGUUUUGUCAGCUCAGCUGCCACGAUUACCCAGCAGUCAGUGUUCCUCUCCUACCCCCCUGGCAUCUCAGCACCACUUGCAACUGCUCCAACACCAGCUUUUACAGCAGCAGCAACAAACACAGGUGGCUGUGGCACAGGUGCAUCUGCUGAAAGAUCAAUUAUCGGCUGAGACAGCAGCUCGAAUCGAGUCACAGGCCCGUGUUCACCAGCUCAUCCUACAGAACAGAGAUCUCCUACAACACGUCUCCCUCUUGGUCAAGCAGUUGAAGGAUUUUGAGAACAGAAUGUGUGCACAGCAGACAGUUGACCCAAGUAUGAGCUCCAUUUCCGAACAAAUUUCAUCAUUGACUCUUCACCACCACAAUCUGAUAAUGAAUGGGCCUUCCACCUCAACCCCAGGAAGUCUUCCGAUUGCUUCUGGUAGGCCAAGCACAUGGACUGACCAUGACAACAGUCAGUCAUUCACUAACCUCAUGAAUUUGGGUAAAGAGGACCAAGAGCCAACACUGGAAAAUAGUAACUGCCAGACAAUGACUGGGAAGAAAGAGGCAUGUACAAGGACUGAAGGCUCAGAGGGCAAUGAAAAAUCUCCUGCCACAGUAGAAGUUGCUGCUGACUUUAAACUGCAAGACACGAGCCUGGAAGCAAAGAAUGGAAGAAGGUGCCAAAUUCAAACUAACAGCUGAAUGAAGAAAAUCAACACUCUGAAACCUGCUAAAUCUUGACAGACAACCUUCCUAGAGGUACAGUACAUAGCCAUCACCAUCCCUUCACCACUGCCAAAAUAAUUGGCCAUUCAAGCUUAGCUCGAGGUACGACCAGGAUUGUCUUUUUAAUGGAAUGUAGUCUGGUAGCAAAUGUGGCAGAGUUCAGUAAACUGUUGUGACAAUUGCAACAAAAAAAUUGCUGCUUUCAACAUUCUGCACAGGGAAAGGUGCUGCUGAAAACGCUGAGAAUUUAUUAUUUUGAGACUGCCUCUUUCAAAAGGGCGAGGCAGUGUGGGGAAUGAAAGUUGACGAUGUGAUUUUAUUGUGAAGACACAGUGCAUGCUCACGAAUCACCCCAUAUGUGUUGGUGAAUACAAAACAGAGAAUUAGAGAAUUGCCAGAAAUAAAUAAUAAAUUGCUUUCUGGAAAAUAUAUCUGAUGUACAUUGCUGAUAUUUUGUCCAGUUGAUAUUCUGGCAGCUUGGUGUAGAUACUGGCCAAACACAUUUGAGGAUACGCUGUUAUUUCAAAUACUUUGUAUUUUUACUUUGUAAAUGCAAUUAUUGUGCAAACAUGAUCAUAGUGAUUUAGAUGAAAAAUGUGAAUUUUCAAAAAUAAAUAUUAUAACAUUUUGGAUGGUGUUUCCUCCCUAUCACCCUGAACAAGCCAGUGCUACCACUGAUACCAAACUGGAAAUGUAUAGUUUGUAUUGCACCUUGCUGCUGUAAAAUUCAUUUGAUGAAAUUA